UCUCUUUUUCUUAUGCUUUUAUUUUGUUCAUUGCUACUGCAUGUCAUGUUGCUUCACACACACUCUAUACUUCAUGUUAGCAAAAUGGUUCACUCCAUCUUUUGUCAUCCAACUUGCCAAUUAUGUUUCUUGUUACGAAAAUUUGAAUAACUACAACUUUAAUACAUAUAUGUUUUUGUCACCCUUUGAAAUUUUCAGAGAAUAAGGGAUAUUUAGAGGCCAGGGGUUAAAUUAAAUAUUUGUUAAAGGUCUUUCAAAUUGAUUGAAGGAACUGCAUUUGGAUUUGCAUGAAUUGUACCAGAAGACAUGGCUACUGCAAAUGGUGGCACCGGAACUGAGGAGCACAAGAGAAAAACCAAUGAUCAUUUUCUUAAGUCAGGGGGACACACAAACAUGCCAAGGUCACCUAGAUUGUGCACACCUAUUAAAAAGGAAUGGCCAGAAAAUUUGCCAAAGGACAAUGUGAUUGGUAAUGAGGAUAAUGGUUUGAAUAGAUAUGUUACUUCCUUAGCUGGAUCUGGACUUCCUAGUACUAGUUUUUGUUCCACAACAGAUUGCGAACACAUUGUUGAAGAGUUAACUGCUAGGAACUAUAAGAACCAGAAUAUUGAUUUAGUUAGCCACACAAGACAUGCUCAGAGGAAUCAAUUCAUGAUUGAGUCUAAGUAUAAUAGCUUGAGUAAAGAAAUUGUCCCCAAGGUUGAGGAACAGAUGCCGCUCAGAUUAAGCAAAGGACUUAAGGGAAUUGAUUCUGAAUUUUGGGGGCUGAAGUCUCUGCCUAGUAAGAGUGUAAAUCAUGACUCGCUAAAAGUCUCAGCGGAUAUAGGCAAUAUAAACAAGGCUAUCAUCUCAAACAAUGCACAUCAUAUUAGCAGUAUAGCUCAGAGUACUUCAUCUGCAUAUAACUAUCCACAAUUGAUUGUAAAGCAAACAAGGAAGGGAAAGGGGGUUAUUUCCAAGGAUGUAGACAAGAGCUUCAGAAUUGAAGGAGCACUUGAGAGCAAGGAGGAUGAAAAACCUGCUUUUACAGCCAAGUUUCAGUCUGAUACACCGCUGAGAUCAAAUGUUGAUGAUAAUAAGCCCUUAUUAGAAGGAACUGUCAUGUCUGGUAGCAAUGGACUCAACUUAAGAGAGUGGCUGAAGUCUGAAGGUCUUAAAAUGAAGAAAUCAGGAAGGCUUGGUAUAUUUAAGCAGAUGUUGGAAUUGGUUGAUUUUGCGCAUUCACAAGGACUUGUCUUGUUAGACUUUCAACCAUCUUUUUUCACUUUAUUGCCUUCAAGUAAGAUUAAGUACAUUGGUUCAUAUGGCCAUCAAGAGUUAGAUGAUGAAGUCAUGACAUGCAAUGUGAGUAGGAAAAGACCUCUGAAGCAGAAUACCUGUGCUUGCCAAAAUUUGAGUACGAAGCAGCAAAAGCUCUCUGAGGAGACAGGAUCUUUUAGGAAGCAGCAUCACUUCACCUGUAUUCAUGGUAGCAGGACCACAAUGAACCAAACUGACUGUGACUCAAACAGACCCUUGGAAUCAAGGAGUAAAGAAAGUAUGUGCAAAAACAGUUCUAGUUGUCAAUGUACUUGUACUGAAGAAAAGCAGUUUCAGUCAGCAAGCAUUCAGUUAGAAGAGAAGUGGUAUUGGAGUCCAGAAAUGCUCAAUGAUGGAGUUUGCACAUUUUCAUCAAAUAUUUAUAGCCUUGGAGUUCUUCUUUUUGAGUUGCUGUGCAAUAUUGAGUCACGGGAGGCCCAUUCAACUGUGAUGAUGGAUUUAUGUUAUAGAAUCUUACCGCCUAAAUUUCUAGCGGAAAAUCCAAAGGAAGCUGGGUUUUGUCUUUGGCUUCUGCAUCCUGAACCUUCUUCUCGCCCCAAUUCCAGGAUGAUUUUGGAAUCUGAACUUAUAUGUGAAUCAGAGGAAUCAAAUUCUGUUGAUGAUGUUGGAAUAUCUGAUGAUGAGGCUGAAACAGAUCAAUUACUACAUUUUCUAAUUUCACUCAAAGAAGAAAAGAAUAAACAGGCAGCCAAGUUGGAAGAAGAGCUAAAUUUCUUGGAUGAAGAUAUUAAGGAGAUAGAAAGGAGCUAUUCAUUGGGGACAGAUUCAGUAUUUCCUUUGGCACAAACGAACAAUCCUGAAGUGAGAGCAAGCAGUUUACAUUCUCAUGAUUCUCUCAGUUCAGACAUUAGUAGACCCAUUCAAAGGUCAUUUGUUGAUGAAGAAAGAUUUUUGAGUAACAUAAAUCAGCUAGAGGAUUCUUACUUUUCAACAAGAUCUCGGGUCCUGCUGAAAGAGGCUUCAUCUGUUUCAAGCAAUGAUAAAAAUUUGAUGGAAAGUAGACCGAGGUUGCCUCAUGUGGAGAAUGUUAAUAAGGAGCCUAGAAGAAUUCAGAGUUCUGUUGGUUGUCUAGGAUCCUUCUUUGAAGGUUUAUGCAAGUUUGCUCGUUACAGCAAGUUUGAAGAGUGUGGAAGAUUAAGAAAUAAAGAUCUGCUAAGUUCUGCCAAUGUAAUGUGUGCUUUAAGUUUUGACCGUGAUGAGGAUUACAUUGCAGCAGGAGGAGUUUCAAAGAAAAUCAAGAUUUUUGACCUCAAUGCUAUUUCAAGCGAUUCUAAUGACAUCCAGUACCCAGUAGUUGAGAUGUCAAAUAAAUCAAAGCUUAGUUGUGUGUGCUGGAACACUUGCAUAAAAAAUCAUCUGGCAUCUACUGACUAUGAUGGUGUGGUUCAGAUGUGGGAUGCAGACACAGGUCAGCCAUUGUCCCAAUACAUGGAGCACCAAAAAAGAGCUUGGUCUGUUCACUUUUCUCAGUCUGACCCAAAAUUGUUUGCUAGUGGAAGUGAUGACUGCUCUGUCAAACUCUGGAAUAUCAGCGAGAAAAAUUCUCUGGGAACCAUCUGGAACCCUGCCAAUAUAUGCUGUGUUCAGUUCUCUGCUUACUCAACAAAUCUUCUAUUUUUUGGAUCUGCUGAUUACAAGAUUUAUGGUUAUGAUCUUCGUCAUACUAGAAUCCCUUGGUGCACAUUAUCUGGUCAUGGAAAAGCUGUUAGCUAUGUAAAAUUUAUAGAUGCUGAAGCAGUUGUCUCAGCUUCCACUGACAAUUCUUUGAAACUUUGGGACCUGAAGAAAACCAGCUCUUCUGGUUUGUCAUCUGAUGCUUGUGCCUUAACUUUUAAAGGUCAUAGUAAUGAAAAGAAUUUUGUGGGAUUAUCUGUUUUGGAUGGAUACAUUGCAUGCGGUUCAGAAUCUAAUGAGGUAUACUGUUAUCACAAAUCACUUCCAGUGCCAAUUGCCACUCAUAAAUUUGAGUCAAUUGAUCCAAUUUCUGGUCAUCAAAAUGGUGGUGAUAAUAAUGGACAAUUUGUUUCAAGUGUUUGCUGGAGAAAGAAAUCUAACAUGCUUGUUGCUGCCAACUCAGUUGGAAUCGUGAAACUGUUGCAGAUGGUCUGACAGAAAAGAGAAAAUAAUUGGCUAACACUGAAACCUGAAAAGCAGUUCAUUGCCUGAUUCCAUCAUAUUUUGAUUUAGUAUCCCUGUCAGAAGACUAAGCAUGCAUUCUAUUUGAGAUGAACUCUCAGACCAGUUCUUUAUUCAGGCUUCAAUGAUUAGUGGUGAAUAAAGUUUAAAUGGGGUCUAGAUUUGAUUGCUUCUGAGGCAAGCAUCAACGAGCCCUUAUUUUCCAUGCUUUAGAAAUCCUUUGAAGAAACUGUUUUCUGCAAUAUGACAAGAGGAGCAUUUUUUUCUUAAAAUCUGACAAAUAAACUCAACAAGAUAGCAUUUACAAAUGUUGGCUUUUGAACUGAAGCACUGGUGAAGCUGGAGCUGCAGGUCUCUUUCAAAUAUCAAUAUGACAUGCGAGGUUUCCUCUGAUGAUUCUGAUCCAUUACUUCUGUAUAUAGCACACCCUCCAAAGAUGAGAUACAAACUAAUUACCUUGUCUUCUAAAUCACUUUUAGUUUAUCAGAGAAGUACAGUAUAUGAUCUAUGCUUUGCAUUUACUUGCAAAAACUAACUGUAGUUUAUGUAAUGGUUCAAAUAUUAUUGUUACACCUUUUAAAAUUGUGCAAAAGUUGCAUGUUUAUUCUUA
Messenger RNA from Cajanus cajan (pigeon pea), 4066 nucleotides. The record is from RefSeq and is a predicted model, not a curated record. Lineage: Eukaryota; Viridiplantae; Streptophyta; Magnoliopsida; Fabales; Fabaceae.